CAGACCUGAGAGGUGCACACAAAGGGUGUGCUCAACCUCCCCUUCUGUCUGUUACCUGGUGGCCGGUCUCAGACCCUGCCAGCAGCCUCCUCAACAGACGCUCCCAGUCAUGAAACCUCUCCUGGUUGCGACUGCCUUUCUCUUCCUUUCAGAUCCAGUGAUGGCAGGUUUAAAUCUAUUAUCAUCAGAGAUGUACAAGGAAUGCUACCAAGGCGGCGUCUGCAGACUUGAGUGCUACGGCAGUGAAAUGUUGGUUGCCUACUGCACGUUUCAGCUGGAGUGCUGCGUCACGGGCAAUCCUCCACCCUGACGCGAGGGGCUCCUGGGUGCCACCGAGCCUGAAGGCCCUCAACCCUCCCAUCUUCCACCAAGCCAGGAAUUUAGAUCACACUGUGACACCGUGAUGUACCCACGACUGCUGGCUUUCAGCAUUUUUUACAAGGCACCAGAAUUUUACAAUCUCAAAUUUGAAGAGCUGAGCUGUAGCCUUCUUAAAAAGAGCUAGGCUUUUCACAAAAACAACUUAGAAUGUAUUUUCUCCCUUCAAAAUACUAUCCAAUGCCCUCCUCAGUGCCUAUUUCUCCCACUAAUCAUAGACAGGAUACAUUACUUGUUUAGAAAGGCUUCAACAGAAACAUCUUCCUGCCCCACCAAACCUUCAGCUCUCCAUUCAUCUUUUCUAUGAACCUCCCAUCUGCAGAGGAGCAGAUCUGCCCUGGCCUUCAGACUACCUCGCACAUCUCUCCUGCAGGGUGGACCAGCAGGCUGGCCUGUGUCUUGACUGGGCCUGACCCUGAAGUUCUUCUUGAAACAGAAGGAGAGAGGCCCCCUUGUGAUGUGCUAUCACAGGUAACUCCUCAUCCACCUCCCUAGUGUCAGUUGAGCAAUGGGACUUUCCAUGUCAGUUCCUAGGGUUCAGCUACAGGCCAUAAGACUGCUCGGCCGGGGUUUCAUGUUGGAUCCUCGGACACAAGUGACCACCACCACGGCUGCCCAUCAUCUGACCCCACUUGGUUGGGUGACACCCCAUGGGUCGAGAAGCUAACAACAUGCUGAUCUUGCUUCUCUAUAUGUGUUACUAAUAAACUAUCUAAAUCCA
Messenger RNA from Lemur catta (Ring-tailed lemur), 1099 nucleotides. RefSeq names its product defensin beta 134 (gene DEFB134). NCBI's taxonomy places the organism in Eukaryota, Metazoa, Chordata, Mammalia, Primates, Lemuridae. Bases 110 to 310 code for a protein of 66 amino acids. The record is from RefSeq and is a predicted model, not a curated record. The transcript is spliced from 2 exons.